This is a messenger RNA of Triticum turgidum subsp. durum (durum wheat), 822 nucleotides long. Lineage: Eukaryota; Viridiplantae; Streptophyta; Magnoliopsida; Poales; Poaceae. The record is from the annotation of a GenBank genome assembly.
AUGCUUGCGAUGGCUGAUGAUACCAAGUUCCUCCUUUCAGUUUUACUCUUGAGCUGCUCAUCGUUGUGUUUUGGUUCUGAAGCUGAUAUCCAGUGCCUGAAGUCUGUACAACAAUCAGUGAUUGAUCCCAACGGCGUACUCAAAUCCUCGUGGUACUUUGAAAAUCCCUAUCCCAAUUAUGCUUAUAUAUGCCGCUUUACUGGUGUGGAAUGCUGGUACCCUGGCGAGAACAGGGUUCUCAGUUUACGUCUUGGCAACCUAGGACUUGAAGGCCCAUUUCCUCAAGGUCUACAGAAUUGUUCAAGCGUGACCGGCCUGGACCUGUCAAACAACAAUUUUUCAGGACCAAUCCCUCAGGACAUUUCACGGCAGGUGCCGUACCUGACAUCUCUGGACCUUUCGUACAAUAGUUUUUUAGGUUCGAUCCCACAGAAUAUCUCAAACAUGACAUAUCUGAAUGUCCUGUUCCUCCAGCAUAACCAACUCAGCGGUCAAAUUCCACCGCAAUUCGAUUUGCUUGCUCGGUUAACCGCAUUCAAUGUUGCGGAGAACUUGUUAUCAGGGCCUAUUCCUUCUUUGCUAGCAGUAAGGUUUUCGGCUUCGAGCUUUGCUGGUAACCAAGGGCUUUGUGGUGCACCGUUGGAUGAUUGUCCCCCCUCGAGGAGGAGAUGGAGACCGGUACGAAUCAGUCUGCACAGGCUCAACGACCAAUCGAGCAUCGGAGCGGCCGUUGGAUUCGUCGUGGGGUUCGUGGUGGCCUUCUACUUCCCGCACUGCUUCGUCUGCUCCGAGAGGCUCCGAGCCUACGUCGUCCGAAUAUGA